AAGAGCUGCCCCACUGGCUUUGCUGUGGUCAAGUUGGAUCGUCCUGCGGCCGGCCUGCGAGCUCGGCUGCCCCUGCGGCGGACGCUGCCCUGACCCGACGCCCUGCCUGCUCCCUCCCGCCUGCUGCAGGAUGAUGUGAGGUCGUGGACAUGGACUUUUCUCGGCUCCACACGUAUGCGCCGCCUCAGUGUGUGCCCGAGAACACUGGCUACACGUAUGCACUCAGUUCGAGCUACUCUUCCGAUGCACUGGAUUUCGAGACCGAGCACAGACUGGACCCCGUGUUUGAUUCUCCAAGAAUGUCCCGCCGCAGUUUGCGCCUGGCCACCAGCGCAUAUGGCACUGAGGGUGGCCGGGCCGGGGACGCUGACUCCCGACCUAGCAGCACAGCCUCCCUGCAGGACAGAGCGGCCAGAACGGUGAAGACGCGCAGCGGUGCGAGCAGGCUGGCUUUCCGCGAGGGCCGUGCCUCGAGGCAGCACACCUCCGGCCAGAGCAGCAGCGGGCACGGCUCCGCCAGUCUGCGGCCGCCUGUGCUGGACGAGUCUCUGAUCCAAGAGCAGACCAAAGUGGACCACUUCUGGGGUCUUGAUGAUGAUGGAGAUCUCAAAGGUGGAAACAAAGCUGUCAGUCAGGGAAACGGCGACCUGGCCGCCGACGCAGCGCAGAGCAACGGCUACACCUGCAGGGCCUGCAGCCUGCUGUCCGAGCGCGAUGCCACGCUGCCCGGGCUCCCCGCCUCCCACCGCGCCACCUCUAGGGUGUACUCGAGGGACAGGAGUCAGAAACGCGGUGCGUCUUUCUACGUGGAUAGGAUUCUGUGGCUGGCCACGUACACCUCGUCGUCUUUGUCAUCAUUCUUAGUUCAACUUUUCCAAGUGGUUUUAAUGAAGCUCAAUUAUGAAUCAGAAAAUUACAAAUUGAAAAGCUAUGAAUCAAAAGAUCGUGAAUCAGAAAGCUAUAAGUCAGAAAGCCAUGAAUUAAAAGUUUUGAACGGACGUGGUCUGCGUGUUAACCUGUACCCUUCGCUGCUCUCACCACCACCCACAGGCGAAGCCGCUCGGGGGACGGAGCACCUCGGAGCACACGCAGCCAGCCAGGUGCAGGUGUCCGGGACAGGAAGGGCAGCAGGCACCGCGUGGCCCACCUUCUCCCGUGCAGGUCGCUCCUCGACACAGAUGCUGCACAGGGUCGGAGCGGCCGGGUGGCAUGCGGUGCAGGCCAUGCUGUCGGCACUGUGGUCGGCCGCGAUGGCUCCAGGGAAGGCGGCCUCUGGAGCGUUCUGGUGGCUAGGGAGUGGGUGGUACCAGGUCGUCGCUUUGAUUUCCUGGCUGAACGUGUUUCUUCUCACAAGGUGCCUUCGAAAUAUUUGCAAGUUUUUAAUCUUCCUCAUCCCGCUGUUACUUUUACUCGGGGCCGGCCUUUCCUUGUGGGGCCAGGGCAGUGGCUUCCUCUCCCUGCUGCCCGUGCUCAGCUGGACUCACACACUCAGAACCCAGAGGGUCGAUGACCCCAAAGACAUGUUCGCACCGGACACUUCUCCCCUGAACCAGCCUCCAGAGGGCAUUGCCGAGGCCCCUCCCUGGAGUCGGAUGAGUGCGGUGGAAAGGCAGGUGGCCUCUCUGUGGGGACAGUGCCAGAGCCGCGACCAGAAGCUGAGCGAACUGACUGCUUCGCUCCAGACACUGCAAGUGCGGGUGGACCGGCUGGACCAGGGCGGCGCGGGGCUGUCGUCCUUGGUGCAGAGCGUGGUGGGGCAGCACCUGAAGGACAUCGGUGCCCGUGGGCUGCCGGGCUCCGAGGCCCACUCGGAGACCUUCCACCACGAGCACGGACUGCGCAUCUCACACCUGGAAGCAGUUCUUGGGAAACUGGCUGAAAAGUCUGAGGCCAUCCAGAAGGAGUUGGAGCAGACCAAGCUGAGGACAGAGAGCGGGGCCGAGCAGCAGCGGCACCUGCUGUCCGUGGUGACGCAGCUGGAGCGCGAGCUGGGCCUCCUGCAGUCGGAACUGUCAGCUCUGCAGCCCCUGAAGAGCAGCUGUGAGAAGGCCCACGAAGUCCCCAGCAAAGUCGAAGCCCAGGUCAGAGAGACCGUCAGACUCCUGCUGUCCGCCGACCAGCAGGACGGCGCUCUGGACGGGCUGCUCCGCAGGCUCUCGGCGCAGUUCGUCAGCAAGGAUGACCUGCAGGGGCUGCUGCGCCAGUGGGAGCUGCGGAUCCUGCAGAACAUCACCCACCACAUCUCCGUGACGAAGCAGCUGCCCCCUGCCGAGGCCGUCCUGUCCGCGGUGACCGAGGAAGGCGCUGCGGGGAUCACCGAAGCGCAAGCUCGCGUCAUUGUCAACAACGCUCUGAAGCUGUACUCCCAGGACAAGACGGGCAUGGUGGACUUCGCCCUGGAGUCAGGCGGUGGCAGCAUCCUGAGCACUCGCUGUUCGGAGACGUACGAGACCAAGACGGCCCUGAUCAGCCUGUUCGGCAUCCCGCUGUGGUACUUCUCCCAGUCCCCCCGCGUGGUGAUCCAGCCCGACAUGUACCCGGGCAACUGCUGGGCCUUCCGAGGCUCCCAGGGCUUCCUCGUGGUCCGGCUGUCUAUGGAGAUCCGCCCCACCAGCUUCACUCUGGAGCACAUACCGAAGACGCUGUCGCCCACGGGCAACAUCACCAGCGCGCCCAAGGAGUUCUCUGUCUACGGACUAGAAAAUGAGUAUCAAGAAGAAGGACAGCUGCUGGGACAGUUUGUGUUCGACCAAGAUGGGGAGUCACUCCAGAUGUUCCCUGUCCCGGAAAGACCUGAAAGACCCUUCCAAAUAGUGGAGCUUCGGAUUCUCUCCAACUGGGGCCACCCAGAGUACACCUGCCUCUAUCGGUUCCGAGUGCACGGAGAGCCCGCCAAGUAGGGUGCUGCUCACCGCUGUUGUACAUUUUGUAUAUACUGGCCCUCCCCUCGUGAUGAGGGCACAGGGAACAGGACACGUCACCUGUGAAUAAGCGUUGCCGACGGCCAGCAGCAGGACAUGGGGAUUGGAGCAAUAAAGGCUGUGAUGCCCACUGAUGUUCUGUCCGUAGGAAGCUGCGUGUCGAGUGCUAGGUUUCACAGAUCCGUUAGCAACGGGUCGGCAAUGUUCAUCUGAAUGUAUGUUCACUAAGACACUUACUUUGUUUCGGGGAUUUGUUUUUAAAAAGCUGUUUAUAUUCAUAUUUUCUUGAUGUCAGGAACAAAGCAGAUGAAGCUAAGAGGCUCGACGUGUUCUUGAAGUUCUCACACAGCCGUUCACUGGCCCUCCUCACAGACUUUGGGGGCAGAGAGAUAGUUUAUCUUUUCAGGGAAAAAUCAGUGUCACCAAAUUUCAGUCCUGAACUCCUUUCCUUUACUCAGCACUGGUAGUUACUUUACGUCACCAGGUGGGCAGAUGAUGAAAAUGUGUUUUUCUUCUUAGUUUGCUCCACUGAGAUUUUCCAUCAGCACUCUGUGCUCACACUCGGAACACGGGGCACUUCACUUCUCGGGGGUGAAGUGGGUCUGCUGGGGAAGGGGAUGGUCUGGGUGUAAACACAACUAAAGGGAGUUCUCAGGUCUCCACUGGGCUCAUCCCAUUGGGGUCGCCCUGGAGUUUCCGCUUCACGGUGUGAACAGGAACCACGAGCUCUUCAGGGUUUCUUUGGAAAGUAAACACUAACUGCUCCAGGUGAUCAGAACUGCUUUACCCGUGACGGGUCCGGGAGUGUCCCGCAUGGCAGGCCCGUCGAACCGUUUGUUCUCACGCAGCACGUGCACGGCUGGGGCUGGGGUCUGCUCCUCUGAAGGCUGUGGCCAUCCCCUUCCGUUCCUGUGAGACUCACUGUGGCUACGAUUAGUAUUUAAUAUUGAGACUAUUUAAAUAAGCAGACUUUAUAAAUGAGAUAUCCACAAGGCACUUCAGGUGUUAAGAUGUUUUACCUUAAAAUUAUUUAAGUUUUAUUGGGUUAAGGCAGUUUCCUGGUGUAUCAUAAAUGUCAUAUUUUCAGAAAAAGACAAAACGACGGUGCUGACAGGUUUCCUGGAGUUCUGUGUAUAUUGCUCAGCAGUCCUCAAAACUAGGUAGCUCUUCUCCACUCAGAAUUGAAACUAUGCAGUUCGGUUGGAUAAAAUGUAUACAGAUGUGUCCUAUAUUACAGGAUAAAUAUAUAAGAAUUUCCUAUAUAAAACUAAAUUUGGGAGUUGGGGUGGAAAUAUUUUGAAUAUUAAUUUAUUUUUAAAGAAGCAAGAUAGGACUUUGUGCAGUGUAUUUUUGUAAAUGCUUUUCCAAAUAUGUCUGGUAGUGCUGCUGUUGCUGCCACCAAACUGAUAAGAUGCUAUCGAAAUGUUUAAAUAAAGAGUUUUAAUUUUUAAAA
Messenger RNA from Molossus molossus (Pallas's mastiff bat), 4374 nucleotides. RefSeq names its product Sad1 and UNC84 domain containing 1 (gene SUN1). The record is from RefSeq and is a predicted model, not a curated record. The transcript has 21 exons. Bases 150 to 2900 code for a protein of 916 amino acids. Gene Ontology annotation, cellular component: meiotic nuclear membrane microtubule tethering complex; nuclear envelope. Gene Ontology annotation, biological process: nuclear envelope organization. Gene Ontology annotation, molecular function: protein-membrane adaptor activity. NCBI's taxonomy places the organism in Eukaryota, Metazoa, Chordata, Mammalia, Chiroptera, Molossidae.